UGGUGGCCCACAUCCCUUCUCUUUUACACGCUUCAUCCCUUCGGGAUUUCCAAAGACCGUUCGAGCUUUCCUGUUCUUCCUGGAGCGUCACAUAAAGCAGAGCUCAGAUUCAUCGCUGGGCUGAGGAGGUUCCGUACGGUGACUUGCUGGACGGGAAAUUUGGGACGGACGGGAAGAUCCCGAGCUGCAAUCCUGCCGAUCGGGAGCUGCGAAUCUGGGCAGGGAAAGCAGAUGGCGUUUGGGCUGAGUAACGAUCGUGGCUUGGAUCUGGCGUUCGAUCUGGGCGGAUGCGCUCACCGAAACGGAGAUGGAUUGUAUAGAAGGGCCGGUCGGCCUGGUGAUCUCCAUUCAGCGUGAGCGUCCGGUGGUGUCCUCAAAUUGUUUUUCAUACUAAUGCUUCAAUCCACGCCCCCGUUCAAUUCCAACUUGAAAUUCCGUCCGAGAUGGCGGAGGCUCUUGGAAAGAAGAUCGCCGCACCGGUUGAUGCUAACUAAAAUUGGGCAGCCCGCUGCAGCUCCAUCAAUGGGUAGUCAAUGAAGCAAUCAUCAGCCGUAUUUAUGGUCCGAGUAUCUCAAGAGCCCGAACAGUGUGCUGAAAUUAGGAGCUAAGAAAACAAACUGCGAGGGUGCCGGACGAGCAUGAUGCCGAUCGGUGUGAUGUACUGAUGCCGGCAUGGAAAUUGUUCCGUACGGGAAGUCCCUUUUUGAUUUGCUCCGGGUAACUUAGGCCAUUAACCGCUGGUCUGGCAGAUUCCUUAUGAAAACGAGUGGCAACCUCUUUUGGUUGUCAGACAUUGGACCGAACAGGGCCACGAAGCCGGACAGGGCUACGAGGAACCGAACGGUGUUCUGCCGCUGGUUGGUAAGCCUUCUACACACCCGUCUGGAGACCGAACGGCAUUGAACCGGGUUGGUUGCUGGUCCACAACUGAGAGGUGAGUUGACCAUGGACACCGAGCAAGGUGUACAAUAAUGCCGACCGGGUGUAAUGAGCAUGGCAGGUGGGCUGACCAUGGACACCGGCAGAUGAACAGUAUUGUUAAUGAUUUGUCUUGAUUGCAUUGUAUUUCUCGGUUCUCCAAAGGGAAUAACUUUGGAGGCUGUUCGGGUCAUUUCUCAUAUAGAACUGCUAAUGAUAUGAUUUGGAGGCUGUUCAGGCCACCUCCUGCACAGGACUGCUAAUGAUAUGAUUUGGAGGCUGUUCAGGUCACCUCCUGCACAGGACUGCCCAUGUUUUCUGGUUAAUUGUGAAAAUUGGUAGGCAGGGGAACGGCUGGUAUGGACGGGUUCUGCAUAUUCCCCUUCGGUAAAUGGUGUGGUGCUUCAAGAAUGCAAACGUCAACUUCUCGAAUGUAGAUCGGGCCCUACUCGUGGGUUAAUGGCAACUAGCUAUAAACAUCCCGGGAGUUCCCAACCAAGGGCGGUGGUGGUGCUAGCUAAGGAGCAGUUCUCAUGGCCUUCAAAAAACCCUUAUCUCAUUCGAGAUGAACCUGUUGCAUCUCGGGUGAUCAUCCUUCCGGCUAGCAUCCCUGGAUUGGCCAGGAAAUACCGUUCGGGCUUCAGAAACCCACUUGUCAACAUAUGGCCCCACCUAUCUUUUCAGCCACUAGUAUUGUCAGGUUGCAGCCUUUUGGUGUCAAGGAUAACAGCUGUUACGCGUGGGGCCCAUCGAUGUGUGCCAGAGAAAUAUCCGCACUCGACUGUUGUCCUCCUCUGAUUGGCCCCUCCUACUGGGUUGAAGAAAUGACGGAGGAAGGUGAGCCUAGCUCGGACAACGGUCUUCGCGAGCUUCGAUUCUCCAAUUGUGAUGGUGGAGACUGAUAAGCCCAAAAUACUAAACAAUCAAGCAACCACAACAAUUAAGAAGAAGCAGAUAGAAGAUUAUGAGAUGAAAAACCGAAUCUGGUAUACCGUGUAAACUGGCCGCUGCUCUCCCUGAAGAAAGAGAGCAGCGGCAACACUAAUCUCUCUAUCUCUGCGCCUCUAUUCUCUAAAGCCUCAAACGUUAGUUAGGGUUCCCGUAAGUUAGCUUCUUUUAUAGGAGAAGUUGGCUAACUUACGGGUUAUAAGGAAGCCCUUGGGCUGAUACACAUUUGUGGCCCGUAUUACAUUUUUAAUUGAUAACUACACAAAUACAAAGAUAACUAACUAGAUUGAACACCAUAAAAUAUUCCCAACAAUCUUUCCCUUGGUGAUCAAUCGUGUUGAGUCAGC
Molecule: messenger RNA, 2213 nt
Organism: Cuscuta europaea
Lineage: Eukaryota; Viridiplantae; Streptophyta; Magnoliopsida; Solanales; Convolvulaceae
Source: the annotation of a GenBank genome assembly